AUGCGGAUUCGGGUGACGCGGGGCUGGCGAGUGGCGCAAAGACACGGGCGGUUUUACUUGAGAGGAAGUGACCUUUUUGUGUUGCCUUCUGUGAACGAAGACCAGAGUUUUAGCAUUUCUUUGGAGCCCGAGGAAGCAGCAGCAGAGCCUGCUGCUGCUGCUGCUGCUGCUGCUGCUGCUGCUGCUGCUGUCGUCACGCUGCAGGCCGCGCUGCUCUACACCAACAGCGACGGCGAACGCCGCAUUCGCGUCCACACCUUCUGCAUUCCCCUCACGCAAAACAUGCAGGAAAUUGCAGCUUCUGUGGACCCGGAAGUCACUGCGGCUUUGAUGCUGCAGCACGCGCUGGACUUGGCCAUUCGCUCCAAAAUUGCGGACAGCCGCAGCUAUUUGCAAAGCCUCUGUGUGCAGCAAAUGUCGGCGCUGCAGCAGCAAGGGGGCCCCCCCUAUGCUGCUGCUGCUGCUGCUGCUGCUGCUGCUGCUGCUGGCGGCAGCAGCAGCAGCAACGCGCAGCAGCUGCAGCGCCUCGCCUUCCUCGUCAUGGGGGCCCUCAAGUCUGCUGCUUUCCGGGGCCCCAAGGAAGUGAAAGCACCAAACCGAGAGCAGCAGCAGCAACAGCAACAGCAGCAGCUGCAGCAACAGCAGCAGCGGCAGCAGCGGCACCAGCAACAGCAGCAGCAGCAGCAGCAGCAGCAGCAGCAGCAGCAGCAGCAGCAGGGCGUAUCUAUUUUUGGCUUGAGCAGCGACAUGCGGGCCUUCGUCUUCCAGCGGCUCUCCUCCGUCUGCCUGCAGCAGCUAGUGGCUUAUUUGUCUCCCCGCAUGUUCGACAUGACUGCAGCAGGACUCGAAGCAGCAGACCAGCAGCAGCAGCAGCAGCAGCAGCAGCUGCUGCUGCUGCCACCCGCGCUGCCACCCUCCAGCCAAUACAUGUCUCAAGACGGGGCUUACUUGCUCGAAAACGGAGAGCAGCUGCUGCUCUGGGUUGGCAGGUCGAUAUCUUCUGAGUGGCUGACUUCUGUCUUUGGGGUGCACUCUCUGGACCUGCUGCACCCAGAAGCAGCAGCAGCAGCAGCAGCAGCAGGCAGCAGCAACGACAGCUUGGGGCUGCGAGUUGCUGCUGUCAUUAGAGAGCUGCAGGCCCAAAGGAGACAGCCAGAUUUCAUGAACUUGACUGUCAUCAGGCAAGGAGACCCCAAUGAGCAGAUGUUCUUUUCGAUGUUGGUGGAAGACCGCGUGCCGUCUUUGCCAACACAGACAUCGAGGGCUUAG
Messenger RNA from Eimeria necatrix, 1269 nucleotides. Its product is annotated as transport protein Sec24, putative. Gene Ontology annotation, molecular function: SNARE binding; zinc ion binding. The transcript is spliced from 7 exons. Bases 1 to 1269 code for a protein of 422 amino acids. Gene Ontology annotation, cellular component: COPII vesicle coat; endoplasmic reticulum exit site. The record is from RefSeq and is a predicted model, not a curated record. Lineage: Eukaryota; Apicomplexa; Conoidasida; Eucoccidiorida; Eimeriidae. Gene Ontology annotation, biological process: COPII-coated vesicle cargo loading.